CCUGGGGCCAGAGGCUUUUCCUUCCAUGAACUUGCCAGUCUCUAUCUUUUCCCUCCUUAGUUUCUAUUCUUUAAUCUUGUACAAUCGAAAAAAUCUCAUCCCAUCUUGAGUCUCCCUCGAAAUCAACCAAAAACAAAGGGGAAAAUGGCAUCAACUCCCAACACUACGCGGAGAAAAGUCUCCAAAAAACGUGCAGGCCUGAAGAAAAAGUCCCGGCCAAUCCGGCGACCGACGACCCUGGGAUCUCCGCGGACGAAGCUGACUCGAAAGGCCGGCAUCUCCAAGCGCAUCAAGAGGCCUAAACGUCAAGACCCUCGCCGGGCUCUGAAGUAUGCCAACCUUGCGAUACUUCCGCCUCCAACCAAACCGUUUGAAGAGAACUGCUUCAUACGAACGCCCAUCCCGGAAAACUAUGUCUUCGUGCCCAAGGGAGAUGUCUAUAUUACUCGGCAUUGUCGGAGCAAGACAAAGGAGACAGAACGGACUGUAUAUGUAGUCUACGACAACGAGGCAAAAUACCCUCAGGGCCUGCGCGUGCCCUCCGACAUCUACGACGCCGUCCUGAAAUCCGCCGCCGCCACGGCCGAAUCCCGCGCCAGCGCUGUCAAGCUCCGCGACGAGAAAGACCUGGCACACUCGCGAGAGGUUCUGUCCAGCGAGUUCCCGUUGAUGCCAACCGAGUCGCUUGACGCUAUUCUGGAUCACGCAUUCUGCAAGGGCUCGGGUCGGGUGGGCCGUACGUCAUUAGUGGACGAAGAAAAUAAAGCUGCCAUGGCGGUUGAGGCCCAUAUUCGUCACACGCAUACGCCGUACGAAGAAUUGCUGCGCGCGGGCACGAGUCGCGACACUGCGCGACGGAACGUCCGGGAAAAGAUUCAAAGCAUUAUGGCGGCUUGGCAGGGUGGUGGCAAGCAGCCGUCGACGACUGAGCUGACUCUGCGGAGCCGCAAGGCGAAAUGAAUUGGUCUUAUCAGGUUCAAGCCUCUAUAGACGCAGGACAGGACCGAGUCUUGGGUUGGUAUUCCGGCCUCCCGCCAGAGUUCAACCUCGCUUUCUCAAAUUGGCCUCGAGAUUUAUCAACUGCAUUGAGAACG
This is a messenger RNA of Aspergillus steynii IBT 23096, 1094 nucleotides long. RefSeq names its product DUF2293 domain-containing protein. Lineage: Eukaryota; Fungi; Ascomycota; Eurotiomycetes; Eurotiales; Aspergillaceae. The record is from RefSeq and is a predicted model, not a curated record. Bases 145 to 960 code for a protein of 271 amino acids. The transcript has 3 exons.